Nothoprocta perdicaria is the source of this 1012-nucleotide messenger RNA. RefSeq names its product leucine-rich repeat-containing protein 46-like. The record is from RefSeq and is a predicted model, not a curated record. The coding region runs from base 1 to 852 and encodes 283 amino acids. Gene Ontology annotation, molecular function: protein binding. NCBI's taxonomy places the organism in Eukaryota, Metazoa, Chordata, Aves, Tinamiformes, Tinamidae. The transcript is spliced from 7 exons.
AUGGUGCGACCUCAGAAUCCUGUGGCUCUUUCCCAUUCCUCAGGUCUGACUACAAGCAGUGAAAGAUUCUGCGAGUCCUGUUUGUGCUCCUGCUGCAUCCUCCGGGAUCCGCACAGCGUGUUGCCCGCUUCCUCACCCCMCAGAGCACUCAUCACACAGAACCGGGACCCAGGGCUGUCUCACCCACUCCCUUCAGAUUCCUUCAGGUAUCUCAACUGGUGUGACCUAGAGGGUCAUGAUGUUCGAGGAAAUCAGCUCCUUUGUCCCCGAGUAAGAAAAGGACCGUCAGAAGAAGAGCUAUUCUUCAGGGGAGAAGAACAUACUUUGAAAAAAAGAAAACAAGUAACUGAAACAGAAAAAUGGCAAAAGAAACUGCAAGAGAACUGGGAAAACUGUGCUGAACUGAACCUCUCCUAUCAGGACCUGGGGGACAUUUACCAAGUGGAAAACCUCAAUAGGAUUCUCCGAAGAUUAAUUCGUGUGGAAAAGCUUUGGUUGGUAGACAAUUCUUUGACAGAUCUCAGUGCCAUAAGGCUGCCAAGAUGCAAAGAACUGAAUGUCAAUAAAAAUCACUUUACAUCCUUCAAACAGUUGCCAAAGAUACCUCAGAUCCAACACUUGUCACUGUCUGAAAAUAACAUUAUGUCGCUAAGUGGAAUAUCAGCCUUGAGACAUACUCCUCUUGAAUCCCUUACACUCAAGAGGAAUCCCUGUGAGUUUCAAGAAAACUACAGGCAACUUGUGUUCUCCAGUUUGCCAAACCUGAAAACACUGGAUGGUGUCCCACAACUGCCAGAGGACUGUUCACCUCCCCAAAUGAAUUUCCUUUCCAAACUAUGUAUUAUACUGUAGCACUGUAUUUUUGGAUCAUCGCAGAUAUGCUGCAAUCACCUUAUCUAAAAGCAUCAGUACACUCUGUGUACACAGAUUACCUUUUUUUGUGAUCAAAAAAGUAUGGAAUCAGAAAUAUUCUAAUUCUUUUGCAUAUGCUUGCUGAUACUACAGAAUUCGA